AUGCCACUACCAGCCAAACCUCUCAACGCUAUCAGCCAGGCAUUCCCUCCCAAGCCUCAAUUCACCGAGGCAAAUGUUCCCGACCUCACAGGAAAAGUCACCUUAGUCACUGGCGCAAACACAGGCGUUGGUCGCGAAAUCGCCCAGGUCCUCUACAGCAAAAAUGCGACAGUCUGGGUAGCUGCUCGCAACGAGAAGAAAGGGCGCGAUGCUAUCGAGAGUAUCAAGAAGCAGCACCCUACAUCCCAAGGUUCCAUCAAGUAUCUCAAGCUCGAUCUUGCAGAUUUGACCACCAUUGGCCCGUCUGCCAAGGAAUUCCUCGCAGAAGAGAAGAGACUUGAUAUCCUGUUCAACAAUGCUGGAGUCAUGACGCCGCCAGAGGGCUCCAAGACUGUGCAGGGAUAUGAGCUCCAGCUCGGAGUCAAUUGCUUAGGUCACUUUUUGUUCACGAAACACCUCACGCCUCUCCUUCAAUCGACAGCCAAGUCAGCACCCAAGAACUCUGUCCGUGUCGUUUGGGUGUCGAGUUCAGCGGCGGAUGUCUUAUCGUGCAAGGACGGGUUUGAGCGGGAUAACCUUGAUUAUCAUGAGCCACGCAACCUGAUCCACAAAUAUGCCACCAGCAAGGCCGGCAAUUAUUAUCACAACACCGAGUUCGCAAGAAGAUACAAGAGUGAUGGCAUUAUCAGUGCGUCUUUAAAUCCUGGUAAUCUGGCAAGUGAACUUGAUCGAACUUCGCCAUGGUAUAUGUACUAUCCCAGGCUCUUUACAACAUACCCUUCCAUUAACGGCGCCUACACGGAACUCUUUGCUGCUUUUUCAAAGGACAUCACUGUGGAGAACUCUGGUAUUUGGGUGGUUCCGUGGGGCCGUUUCAUGCCCAUCCGCCCUGACCUGCAGAAGGGAGCUUUGCCAGAAUCUGAAGGUGGCACUGGUAUGGCAGAGUUCUUCUGGAAAUGGUCUGAAGAACAGAUCAAGCCCUACUUCAAGAGCUAG
Molecule: messenger RNA, 996 nt
Organism: Fusarium coffeatum
Lineage: Eukaryota; Fungi; Ascomycota; Sordariomycetes; Hypocreales; Nectriaceae
Exons: 3
Coding region: 1-996 (331 amino acids)
Source: RefSeq, a predicted model, not a curated record